Molecule: messenger RNA, 781 nt
Organism: Drosophila obscura
Lineage: Eukaryota; Metazoa; Arthropoda; Insecta; Diptera; Drosophilidae
Exons: 3
Coding region: 35-700 (221 amino acids)
Source: RefSeq, a predicted model, not a curated record
CAAUGGGUUAAUCAUUCUCAUGUAACCUGAAAAAAUGACCAAAACAAACAAAACGCCGCAAAAACAAAGCGAAACAGAUAUACAAAAUACAUCUUUAACUCCAGUGCGAUAUCUGGACAGCCCUUGCCUGCAAUCUCCGACCAGUCACGAUGCCACUUUGGCCACAUGCAAGACGCGCCUGGAAACGCUGGUAAAACAACUGCAGGAUAACUAUGCCAAAUGGCAGCUAGCCCAGCAGCGCGGCACCGCCAUAUGCUAUGCCAUUGAGGCCAAGAAGACCAAGUGCCUGGAGAAAAGCGAGGAUGAUGACAGCAGCAGCAGAAGCACUGCCUAUCCAGAUGAUCUUCUGCUGCCCUGUAAAAAGUUGGCCAUUAUUGCUUCAAUCUUUGGGGACAUUACCAACAACACGCGGGAAACGCUGAGGCAGCUGCGUGCGCUAACAAAACUGCCUGGCGCGGCGGCCGACACGAUAUUCUUUCGCUCCUGGCGGCUGGCGCAGUUUGUGGCGUUUGCCAUGGAACUGGCGGAUCGCUACGAACAGGAGGCGCUGGUCAAGACACAGGUUGCAGAGAAUAUUGCUCACUGCACCAGGAGAACCGAACUGAUAGCGCACACAUCCCUCUGGGAGUAUCCCGAGCAAGUCGAUAUCUAUGUUAAAUUGGGAUUUCUGCUGCUGGCCGAGGAACUAAGUUUAAAAUAAUUAAUUAUAAAGACUUUCCAUACACUUUUAUAUAAUUAAUGUUCAGAGUUUUCUUCUUAAUUACAAAAUCUUAUGAAUCUA